ACAACGCACGUGACGUGCCGCUAGCUAGCUGGUAUCAGACAACGCACGUGACGUGCCGCUAGCUAGCGUUAGCUGCAGCUGCUCGGUGGAGCCGCGUAGUACCAGGUGAGCUGUCGCCUCGUUGCGGACAUUUAAGAGGUCAAAGGGCAGGUAGGCUCACGGGAACAGCUCGUGUUCGUCCUCACGGGCAUCCGGUGCGGGUCCUGGUCGAUCGGCGCGUGCGGGUCCUGGUCGAUCAGCGUGCGGGUCCUGGUCGAUCUGCGCGUGCGGGUCCUCGUCGAUCGGCGCGUGCGGGUCCUGGUCGAUCGGCGCGUGCGGGUCCUCGCGCAGGUACACGGACUCGGCUCUGCGUCACAGCGCGCCGGCAGGAUGAGUCGCGGAGAACCGCAGCCGACAGAUUCAUCCGAAACAAGCUCGUUUUUCCCAAGAAGUACGUCGACAGUGUCUCUGGACGAGCGGUGAGACUCUGCUGCUCACAACAGAACUUUCAUCUUCUCUCAGGUGUUGGUAGACCAGAGGAGCCGGUCCAGAAGUGUAACCUUUGACCCGGUCAUGCUGCGGCAGCAGGAGGGGUGCGUCCCCCCACAGACGCUGCUGCUGGUGGAGACGCAGAGGUCACGGUCGCUCCGCCUGCCGCGCUCCAGGAGGGGGAACGUCUGGACUCGACUCGGCUGGCAUCAGGGCACGUCCAGACCUCCAGGCUUCUGGAGCUUCAUGAACAAGUACAGGUGGAGAACCAGCUUCGCCUCCACCUGCAGAAAACCAGGAAACAUUCACAGACGACUCAGGAAGCGUCGCCUUGUGAGGAUGACAAAGAUCCACAAAAUGAUCAGACGAACACACCUGCAGAUGGGCGGGGUCAUUUCCUCUGGGAGGCGGUGCAUGAGCAAAGGUUGCAUUCCGACGAAGCAGCAGCUGGACGCACAGCUGGACGAGUACAUGUCCAUGACCAAGAGCCGCCUGGACGCACAGCUGGACGAGUACAUGUCCAUGACCAAGAGCCGCCUGGACGCCGAGCUGGACGACUACAUGUCCAUGACAGGCCCGACAAACUGGGAUUGAGGGGGGCGGAGCCAGAGGUCAGCGUUCCCACUGGUUGGAUACAGUGUUCAUUUGGAUCUGGAGAGCUUAUGUUUGUCCCUCAGGUGACCUCCAGCUGUUGUUUUACCUGCUUUGUUUCUGUUGGGCAGUGCGCACUUCACUGACCUCUCUACGCCCUCCGUUGUGUGACUGAGGUGCCGCUUUUGUGCCCCGAAUUUAAAGUUUAAUAUUUUAAUAAAAGAUGUUCUGUUGAGUC
Gasterosteus aculeatus aculeatus (three-spined stickleback) is the source of this 1297-nucleotide messenger RNA. The record is from RefSeq and is a predicted model, not a curated record. Lineage: Eukaryota; Metazoa; Chordata; Actinopteri; Perciformes; Gasterosteidae.